Molecule: messenger RNA, 543 nt
Organism: Rotaria sp. Silwood1
Lineage: Eukaryota; Metazoa; Rotifera; Eurotatoria; Philodinida; Philodinidae
Source: the annotation of a GenBank genome assembly
AUGAAAUUAUGGAAUGAAAGUUUUAAUGCAGAUGAAUCACAAGAGAAACAAGGAAGUCUUUUUCAACAGUAUCUAAAUCCACACUAUGAUAAACAAAUAUCAAACGAAAAUCAAAAUACGAAUCAAUCAAACGAUUGGCAACUUCCUGUAAUCGACACAAAUGACUCAACUUCUAAUUUAACACAUGAAGACAAUUCAAUUAAUAAUGAACAAUCUGCACCACAUCAACCUGCAAUCAACUCGAAUGAUCUUCCAGAUGAAAAUAUUCAAUAUACAGCUUUAAUGACAUUAAAUUUCCAAGCAUUUCCAUGUAUAUCAUCAAGCUUUUCUAAACAAAUACACAAAUAUCGAGAAGAACCUUCGAAAGAACCAACAAUUGUAACUAAACCACAAAAAUAUACUAUUAUACAUCCAAAUGGAGAAUCGAAAUCAGUUCUAUGGAAGAGAGAUAAUAUUUGUGCACAAUUUAAAAAAAUAUUCGAUGAUAAAGAAUAUAACUAUGACUUAUAUGUUAUUGUGGACAAAAAUGAAACGUUUUUAUGA